AUGGGUAAAGCAUUUGAUAUUUCAGUUAAAGCAGGCCGUGAUUUCAAUCUCAAAAUUAUUGAUUACUGGAAUAUCAAGGAAGAUUGCAGUGCCAAUUUUCAGUUCAAAUCAACAACUUGCAGCUCUGAAGAAUCGACUAGUUGCUCCAUUGGAUCAGCAUCUUCAUCAGACAUGCUUGCUGAUGAUGCAUCAUCAUCAUCAACUUGCUCAUCACCAGAGAGUCAUGAUCUGCAUGAGUUUUCCGAGCCAAUGACAUCACAACUUCCCAUAAAAAAAGGGCUCUCAAAGUAUUAUAAUGGAAAGGCGAGGACUUUCACAUCACUUUCAGAGGUGAAAUGUGUAGAAGAUUUGGCUAAGAAAGAAAUCCCUUUUGUGAAGAGAGGCCAUAGGCCGUCAUUUCAGUCCCCAAAGGCUAUCAUAUCAAAGAAAAAUACAAGAAGAGGUUCUGCCACUUCUUUAGUAUCAUCCAAGACUUUGAGCUGUCGUUUCAAUUUAAAUUGCAAAUAAACGAGCACCAGAUACUACCAGAAACUUUUUGGGGGUGAAUCUUAUGAGUUAUGAAGAUCAUCAACCUUUU
Messenger RNA from Morus notabilis, 577 nucleotides. RefSeq lists its product as uncharacterized. NCBI's taxonomy places the organism in Eukaryota, Viridiplantae, Streptophyta, Magnoliopsida, Rosales, Moraceae. The transcript is spliced from 2 exons. The coding region runs from base 1 to 507 and encodes 168 amino acids. The record is from RefSeq and is a predicted model, not a curated record.